AGAGGCAGAGGGGGAAGAGCUGGGCAGAAGGCAUUUUCCCAGGUGUAACUCAACCGCUUCCCAGCUAUUGUUUCCCUCCCUGGGAAUGUGUGCAAAUUGAGCAAGGGGCUGUGCAAGCUGCUCAGAGCGCGCCCAUUUUCCUUCCCUUCUUCCCUAACAAAAGCCGCCUCCAAAGCCUGGCGUCAGAGGCUGGACAUCUGUCGCCGUUUGGGGGGGGCGGCUCGGUCAUUGUAAGGAAGCAGUGACCUGUCAGCUUUGAUUGAUGGCCACAAACCUCCGGGCUCGACCCCUCGUGUGGGAAAAGAAGUCCCGCCAAGGCAAGUCCCCUUUCACAUGCUAAUUCUGGGUUAUAAAUACAGCACAGGAGCAGCGGAGCAGCAAAGAGCCCAGCGCGGGAACUGGAGAGACCCACUGCUGACUGCCUCCUGCCCGCCCCAUCCCAUCCUUCCCAGUGCCUGCGUUACAAUGACCGCCACAGCCACCUCCGGCAGCACCCACAAGCUGGCCAGCACCAAGGAGGAGAGGAAGUUACGGAAACCCCUCAUUGAGCGGAAGCGAAGGGAAAGGAUUAAUAACUGCUUAGACCAGCUGAAGGAGACGGUUGUGGGUGCAUUUCACUUGGAUCAGUCUAAACUGGAAAAAGCAGACAUCCUCGAAAUGACGGUGAAGCACCUCCAGAACAUCCAGAGCAGCAAGAUGAUGGCUGACUCCAAAGUGGGUCUGGAAGCCCAGCAGCGGUACAGCACCGGGUACAUCCAGUGCAUGCACGAGGUGCACAACCUCCUCCUCACCUGCGAGUGGAUGGACAAGACCCUCGGGGCGCGCCUCUUGAACCAUCUGCUCAAAUCCUUGCCCAGGUCAGGUGAAGAUGCCUGCAAAGCAGCAUUAAGGUCCUUGAGCCCAUCCCAGCACCCUCUCUUGACAUCAAAAGGCCCCCUGAGCCCUAAGGGGAGCGCUCGGGGCACAAACCUAUCACAGGAGCGUUUCUAUGCUGUGGAGAACAAGCAGGCUUCCAAAAACUCCUUUCAGCUGCCACCACUGUCUGCUUUCAGCCAGGCUGAUGCUGCACCUCCCAGACAGGUCCUGCAGCCCAAUUUUUCCCAUAACAACCCUAGAAUGGGGUCAUUAGAUAUGUGGAGACCGUGGUAAAGCGAGUUUUAAAAUGUUCAUCCUAACCUUAGACACUGUUACGUAUGUAUCUUAUAGAUAUGUUUCUUUAAAACACUUGUGGAGCAAGUCUGUUCCUGUAGGUGUACUAAAGACCAGGGUACUUCAAGCCGAAGUAAACCUAUGUGUAGCCUGCAUUGUAGAAGGCUGCUAUUAUUGUUUUAUUUAUUUAAUACAUCUAAAUUAUUGUAUAGAAUCCUCUUGUGCUCUUUAGUGUAUAUCAAUUAUACAGCUUGCUUACAUCUGUAAAAUAAUUAACUUCCUAUUAAUAAUGAUACAAUAAUAAAAGGCAACAAGCAAUAAGCCUCUCUGGCAUCAAGCUUACCUCUCGGGCCUCACAUAAGCCACUGAGAUCACUGUGUUGGAUGAAGGGGGACAUUGCCGAUGCCUUCUCCUUUUUAAUUUUACUGUUACCCCAGUGCAGCUGUAGGAGAUGCUGGUUCUGAUUCCUGUAAGAACACUGCUGUGAUUAGAAAUAGAGAAAGGAAGACACUUUGGACUGUUUAGGCUGUUUGGAAAUGCUCUCUGGAUUGCUUAGUCUGGCCAUGCUCUUCCCAAACCUGGACAUCCUGACGUGAUGGUUAAACUGGUGAGCUGCAUGUAUAUAUGUAUGUAACACAUAGUUAGAUUUAGGGAUUUUUUCUUUUGUCUACGUAACUGAAAGUUCUAAGUCAACUUUUGGAAGGUAACAACUGAUAUUUCUCCUAGCCUUGUCCUGUCUGCUCUGAAUAAACAGUUCUUGAGGA
Messenger RNA from Melopsittacus undulatus (budgerigar), 1913 nucleotides. RefSeq names its product transcription cofactor HES-6-like. The transcript is spliced from 4 exons. Gene Ontology annotation, biological process: regulation of transcription by RNA polymerase II; anterior/posterior pattern specification; regulation of neurogenesis. Gene Ontology annotation, cellular component: nucleus. Gene Ontology annotation, molecular function: DNA-binding transcription factor activity, RNA polymerase II-specific; protein dimerization activity; RNA polymerase II cis-regulatory region sequence-specific DNA binding. The coding region runs from base 334 to 1149 and encodes 271 amino acids. The record is from RefSeq and is a predicted model, not a curated record. NCBI's taxonomy places the organism in Eukaryota, Metazoa, Chordata, Aves, Psittaciformes, Psittaculidae.